AGCAACAGGUCUCUUCAUUAGUGAUCCUGAUACCGCCGACACACGACUCGAUUGGCGCCAAACUUGUAUUCACAUCAUCUGAACUGAUCUCGCGCACACGCAAGGUACUUUCAUUUGCAAGGAUCAAAAGCUCGGAGAAAUUGUAAUUGGUGAAGAUAGUUCUGAAAGUGAGAGAAAAAUACGGAAAAUUGUGACAAGUGUCGAAAUCAGGAACAAACAACGCAAGUUGAAUUGAAAAGGACUGAAAGGUGAAAAACACGAAACGUGAAAAAGACUGUCGAAAGCGAAAAGUGAAGUGAAAAUUUGUAAAUUUUGCUGCAUUGAACAAACCAGCCGUCGGAAGCCGAUUUAAACAGCAACAGAAUGAUUACACAUUGGAGCUGCCUGCUGAUAGCCGUGGGAUUGAUGGCAUUUGCCGGUCCGGCGUUGGCUCGUCAGGACACGUACCUUCCCCGAGCCGAUAUCCCCGGCGAAGAGCUCUUCAACGAGCUGGCCGAUGAUGUACAAAAGCUGCACAAAGAACAGUUGAAGCUUUUGCAAAUUGUGGGAAACAUGGCCGCCAAGCAACAACAGGAAGAGGAACUGCUGCAGCAAGAGAUACAAAAACAGCAGCAACAAAACGGAGACGAUUCAAUCGGAUCCCUGCUGGACGACCUUCCGGCAGAGAACCCUGUCAAAACUUUGAACCGACUGACAAGGCUUCAGGAACAUCCCAAACCGAUAAGCUCGCAGAAGCCUAGGGAAGAGAAGAAAAGCAAUCAUUAUAUGUCUCUGUGCCACUUUAAACUUUGCAACAUGGGACGCAAGAGGAACACUCGGUACUUGAGCUUCUGGAACUAAACAAAACCUCUGAACUGAAGAUUCAACUCUAGAUACUCAAAACCACAAAAAACGCGCAAUGAAAUACUCAUCACAAUCCAAUGAGAUGAUAACAAGCAAGAGAACAAAGCAACCCUAUCCCCCAACAAACCCCUGCAGCGACGCUCCUAGUAGGCGGCGCUACCAAACCCUGGUAACAAACUGUAUUACAACCAUCAUCGGAAACCCGGUGAUUACGGAACAACCAUCCCGACUACCAUUCCUGCUAAACUAUUUAUUCGUAUUAUAUGAACAUUGCUCAAAAUUCUUUUACCCCGCAACACAUUCCAUACGCAUUUGAACCACACAAUCACAACAAAAAUCAAAACUGUAUUAGCAAAUUUUCUACUUUUAGUUCAAUGGACGAAAAGUAUUCGAUUAUUAUAGGCGUUUGUUUUAGCUUUAAAUUAUUACCCAGUGUUUAAGUUCUAUCGAUAAUAGACAAAGACAUGAAAAUCUCACUUUUUAUAUACAUUAUGUAAUCAUUAUAAAAUCACAAAAAAAUAUUUCACCUACGACAACUGAUACAUCGGCAGGCAGCUACCUGCAUUCAAGUUGCCGCAGGUUGCUUGUAUUAUUAGGUUUAGAAAAAAUGCUUUAAAAUUUCGUAGAAUUGACAUUUAUUUAACAUCGAAAAUAUCUGAAUCCAUUGAAAUUCCUAUUGGCAUGCUUCACAAAAAAAAUCAUCUCGCUGCUUCGAAAAACUGAGGAACGUUUCAGCCAACAGCUCAAGUACGUUACUUAACACUGAAACAAAACUCAACCUAAAACUAUAUUCAAAACUUGAAAACUUAAACGUAGAACACGAACAAUGUAAGCUACUCUCACUGUUGAUAAGAUUUUUUCCGAGAGAACAAAUGACACUGAAUUAAAGUUGCAUAUAAUAAAAACUAUACAUUAUAUUGAACAUAACAAAAGAGUAAACGUGUGCCGUGUUGUUCGAAAGUCGGGGACAGUCUUUUGUUUUCGUUUGUGUCCGCUGUAGUAAACGCGAAAAGAAAGAAAGAAGCCAGUAGUGGUGCGAUCAUGACUCAAUUAGCUAUAUCGUGUAAGUGUAAAUAUUAUCCCCCACUAGAAGUUGUAAUUAAGAACAGUUGUUGUUAUCAUUAUUAUCAUAUUGGAGUAUCGAACACAAUUGGAGAUGGUCCGAUGACCGCGUGAAAUUAUUAUAAAUUAUUUAUUUUGAAUGAUAUUCAAUCAAUAAAACUUUGAAAAUAUAA
Messenger RNA from Aedes aegypti (yellow fever mosquito), 2078 nucleotides. RefSeq lists its product as uncharacterized. Lineage: Eukaryota; Metazoa; Arthropoda; Insecta; Diptera; Culicidae. The record is from RefSeq and is a predicted model, not a curated record. The transcript has 4 exons. The coding region runs from base 364 to 840 and encodes 158 amino acids.